CAGAGAGCGCGCCGCGCGGUUUAAAAGGAGAGACUUACACUUCCUAAUGAAUAUUUAUCCGCCGCUGCUUCUCGCUCCCGGCUUGCCUUACCUUUCUGCAGGUCAGUCCAUGGUAUUCCGCUCCCCCCUAGACCUCUAUUCCUCCCACUUCUUGUUGCCAAACUUCGCCGAUUCUCACCACUGCUCCCUACUUCUGGCGAGCGGCGGCGGUGGGAGCGGCGCGGGAGGCGGCGGCGGCGGGAACCGCGCGGGAGGAGGCGGCGGCGGCGGCGGCGGCUCCAGGGCCCCCCCGGAAGAGUUGUCCAUGUUCCAGCUGCCCACCCUCAACUUCUCGCCGGAGCAGGUGGCCAGCGUCUGUGAGACGCUGGAGGAGACGGGCGACAUCGAGCGGCUGGGCCGCUUCCUCUGGUCGCUGCCCGUGGCCCCCGGGGCGUGCGAGGCCAUCAACAAGCACGAGUCGAUCCUGCGCGCGCGCGCCGUGGUUGCUUUCCACACGGGCAACUUCCGCGACCUGUACCACAUCCUGGAGAACCACAAGUUCACCAAGGAAUCGCACGGCAAACUGCAGGCCAUGUGGCUCGAGGCGCACUACCAGGAGGCCGAGAAGCUGCGCGGCCGCCCCCUCGGCCCGGUGGACAAGUACCGCGUGCGCAAGAAGUUCCCGCUGCCGCGCACCAUCUGGGACGGCGAGCAGAAGACGCAUUGCUUCAAGGAGCGGACUCGGAGCCUGCUGCGGGAGUGGUACCUGCAGGACCCCUACCCCAACCCCAGCAAGAAACGCGAACUGGCGCAGGCCACCGGCCUCACUCCCACACAAGUAGGCAACUGGUUUAAGAACCGGCGGCAACGCGACCGCGCCGCAGCGGCCAAGAACAGGCUCCAGCACCAGGCCAUCGGACCGAGCGGCAUGCGCUCGCUGGCCGAGCCCGGCUGCCCCACGCACGGCUCGGCCGAGUCGCCGUCCACGGCGGCCAGUCCGACCACCAGCGUGUCCAGCCUGACGGAGCGCGCGGACACCGGCACCUCCAUCCUCUCGGUAACCUCCAGCGACUCGGAAUGUGAUGUAUGAUAGCCAAGGCCACCCUCCUUCCGCUCUGUCCUCUCCCCCACCUCUUGCCCUCCUCUU
Messenger RNA from Octodon degus (degu), 1126 nucleotides. It is a transcript of the gene Six3, whose product is annotated as SIX homeobox 3. The transcript is spliced from 3 exons. The record is from RefSeq and is a predicted model, not a curated record. The coding region runs from base 47 to 1069 and encodes 340 amino acids. Gene Ontology annotation, biological process: regulation of transcription by RNA polymerase II; eye development; brain development. Lineage: Eukaryota; Metazoa; Chordata; Mammalia; Rodentia; Octodontidae. Gene Ontology annotation, molecular function: RNA polymerase II cis-regulatory region sequence-specific DNA binding; DNA-binding transcription factor activity, RNA polymerase II-specific. Gene Ontology annotation, cellular component: nucleus; transcription regulator complex.